CGCAAAGAGACAUUGCGGCAUUCAUGUCAACAUCUCCAGGUAUUUACCUUGCCAAUAACUCGGCCCAACGACGACUGAAGCUGCCUACGCUGGUGAUCAUAUACCGCUGCGGCCUUGGACAAAUGAUUACAGCCCAGCAUAGGAGUCAUUGCAAAAUAGUCUGAGAGCCCGGGCUGCCAUCAUGGUGGUCUUCGCUCUCAUCAUCAUCAACAAGGCCGGUGGGCUUAUCUACAACCGAACCUUCCAUGAGGAUGGUUUAAACAAGUUGUCGACGAACGACUACCUUGUCCUUGCUGGUACCUUUCACGGAAUCCACGCAAUCACAGCCCGCCUGAACCCGAUCAAGGCACCACCAGCCGCGCCGGGGAACCGGCCGGACCCGCCCUCGGGGCUAGAGGUCCUGGAGACGGAAAACUUUCGCGCGCAGUGCUUCUGCACCCUGACGGGCAUAAAGUUUCUUCUCUUCACCGACACGACGCAGGCCAACGUCGACGUCACCAUCCGUCGCAUCUACGACCUGUACACCGACUACGUCAUGAAGAACCCCUUUUACCAGCUCGAGAUGCCCGUCCGCUGCGACAUGUUUGAACGCAAGCUCAACUCGUACGUCCGCGAGAUCAACAACAGGUAGCGACUGUCCGGCCGGGAUGGCGGCGGCUUGAUGCGCUUCAGGGAGAAGGAUCGGGUUUGGGUUCCUUGGGAUUGAUGAUUGAAGGCUGCGGGGCGUCGUUUGGAAUUUGUACCCUGUUUUAGUGAAGCCCCAGUUGUCUGCUGAUCAUGAAAGUGUAUUUGUUUAUGGGGAUGUCCCGGGAAUGGAGAACAUCCAUAUUUGAUUCUUGCAGCCAGAACCAGCAUCUAAAGUCUAUAACAAUAAAAACGCCACGUCUGGUUGCAUUGUUCCUCGUCCCAUAUCGACUCCAUCGAAAAC
Pyricularia oryzae 70-15 is the source of this 928-nucleotide messenger RNA. RefSeq names its product synbindin. Gene Ontology annotation, biological process: endoplasmic reticulum to Golgi vesicle-mediated transport. The transcript is spliced from 3 exons. Bases 182 to 631 code for a protein of 149 amino acids. Lineage: Eukaryota; Fungi; Ascomycota; Sordariomycetes; Magnaporthales; Pyriculariaceae. Gene Ontology annotation, cellular component: TRAPP complex. The record is from RefSeq and is a predicted model, not a curated record.